GGAGCGGAUCCGCCUGAAGCUGGCGCUCCCUGAGCAGCAGAGUGCAGGCUGGUGCCGAAUGCAACGCAGGGACAUGAUGCGAGGCGCCGGUAGUAGUAGUAGCAGUGGCGGCGGCGGCGGGGCGCCGGAGGAGUGGGCAGACUCGGGAGCUGAGACUGCAGGGUCUGAUUCCAGCAGGAUGUCUUCAAGUAGUGAAUUUGUGUUGGAAGAGGGGCAGGAUCCCUUCCAAAUGACUGUGCAUCUACUUGCAAAUCCUGGUGAAUCUCGAGGAUUACAGAAAACACUAGACUGCUUGCUACAUUGGCUAAGCCCGGAUAUCCAGUUGUUCCAUGUUUCUGAGCGAGCAACACCAAAAAAAUGCUGUGAAACACAGCGCAGAAAAAAAUCUGGCUACCCGUCACUCUCUGUUAUUCUAUUCCUGCAUGAAGACUUUGGUGAAGAACGAAUCUUACAAGUUCAUGACUUUUUUCAGAGGCCACCAUGGCAGUAUCAUCACAGUGAAAGUGUGGGUGGGAAAAUCCUUCCUUAUAUGAUUUGUUGUCAGGAUUUCUAUUCUUUGGAUGCCAACAUGCCAAUCUGGGCUGUAAGACAGGUGCACUAUGGGAAUGAGAUCUUGCGAGUUACUGUAUGCUGCAGCAAUGAAAACUUUGAAGAUUCCGUCAAACUCUAUGAGUUAAUUUUGCAGAAGAAAGCUGCUGUGCAGAAAAUUGAUUUCUGCUGUUUCACAGUGUUCUUGAGCCAGAAUUUCUGUAUCCAGCUCUCUUUAAAACAGUUGCCACUCGGAGUUCCUGUAAAUCUGAAAGAAUCAGCUGUGCUUCAAUUCAGAGUGCAUGCAAUCGGAGAACUGGUGCCUCUUCUUCCAAAUCCAUGCAUCCCCAUCAGCAACACAAGAUGGCAAACUGAAGACUAUGAUGGAAACAAGAUCCUUUUCCAAAUCAAAGGAGGAAUGCAGUACUUGGACAGAAGUUGCUCUGCUGGCGGUGGGUUGAACAAUUACUCGUGCAAUUCAGUGCCAUGCAAUCAAACUUCACUUUCAGAAAGGUGGCUAUACAACCAAAUGCAUCAGGAGAAGAGCAAAAUGUUCUCCACUUUGACAGAAAAUGAACAGGAGAGAAGAUGUGUGAAAGGAAAACAAAGAAACUGUUUACAUGGAAUGCUGGACAGAAUUGAAAGCAACACCUCAGAGAGUUUGUGCAGCACACCCAAAAGCAGUUCCUGUUACUCAUCACAGCGCAGCAGUCCAGCAACGUUGUCUCGCUGUGAUCUAGCAUAUUGUUACAACACGUCUACAAAGCUCCAAAACUUUGAACAUGAAGCCAACACUGGACUACAAAAUGCAGAAACUGAUGUUGACACUGGAGUCAUAGUUACAAAAACAAGUUUGUCGUCUGAUGACAGCCUCUGUUCUUUAGACACAUUUUCAACAGGUUUAAAGAACUGUCUUCCUGAUUUAAGUUCAAAAUCUUUUGCAUUAAAAUCAACAAUAAGUGCUGGACUAAAAGAUGAAAUGUCUUCUGGGAAUAUCAGCGUUUUGAGCAAAAAAUGGCAAACUUCCAAAACUGACAAGAAAAGUACACCUUUUUGUCAACAAACAUUUGAAACCUCCCAACAGUUUUAUGCUAGUGGUGUGGAGGAAGAAUUUUUCAUCUAA
Messenger RNA from Hemiscyllium ocellatum (epaulette shark), 1651 nucleotides. Its product is annotated as protein FAM124B. NCBI's taxonomy places the organism in Eukaryota, Metazoa, Chordata, Chondrichthyes, Orectolobiformes, Hemiscylliidae. Gene Ontology annotation, cellular component: nucleoplasm. The transcript has 4 exons. The record is from RefSeq and is a predicted model, not a curated record. The coding region runs from base 59 to 1651 and encodes 530 amino acids.